Molecule: messenger RNA, 439 nt
Organism: Thamnophis sirtalis
Lineage: Eukaryota; Metazoa; Chordata; Lepidosauria; Squamata; Natricidae
Source: RefSeq, a predicted model, not a curated record
UUAAAAGAAAGCUAGAAGAAAUUGAAUUGCAAAACACAGAACUGGAAAAUCAGUUGGUGACUCAAGAAGAUACCCUUCAGAAAACCGAACUGCAGUUUAAACAGAAACUUACAGAAUAUGAUGCUUUAGCAAGACAGCUAGAAGCUGCUUUGGAAGAUGGAAGGAAACAGUUAGCAGAGGAACUAGGAAAAAUUAAUUCUAAGGAGCGAUCUUUUCAGUUGAAAAUAUUGGAUCUAGAAAAUGAAUUAAGACAGAAGAAAAAAGAAAAGAAAGAGCUAUCCAAAAGACUGGACAGUGUAAGUAGACUUUUUUUUCAUAUCAAAAAGCUAGAUGUGUGUACUGAAAUAACAUUUCAUCUAGCUUAAGACUGAUAAUUCUUUUUAUUAUUUCAGUAUUACUUUAAUUUGCCUUAAACUUUUAAAACUCAUUAGAUUUCCAU